UUUCAUAUAUAUGUUAGUUAAGCGGUGAAGAAAGAAAAGAAGGAAAGAGAGAAAGAAAGAAACCGACGGUCACAGAGAAGAGGGUGUCGACGAACAAAGAAAACGAUGGUUGAAGAAAGAAAAGACGACAGAAGAAGAAGAGAACGACAGUGAAGAAAGACGAUCGAUGUCGCAGAGAAGAAGAAAAACAACGGUGAAUAAGGCAAGGACGACGGAAGAAGGAGAAGAAGGUGGCGACGACAGCGACGGUCACAGAAGCUAAAUCGACAGAGAAAAGAAGAGCAACAAGGCGACGGCGGUGAUGGAGUCCACCGUCGCUGUUGGAUCCGCAGAGCUGCAUCCUCUGCAGGACGGUGUCGCCGUCGUUUCUUCGCUGGUGAGUGCUGCAAAUCAAGGAUGAAUGGCGUGCUACACUUAAAGAAGUGAAUGGUGAAGGAGCAGCUAGCAGCAAGUUGAUGACACCGGUGAAGAGAACGGUGAGCUUUGAUAUCCUAUCGUGGGCGGUAUUAUAGAGGUAAUUUACUUUUAAGUUAGAAUAGCCACACAAAAUCAAUGUGUCUCUGUGAAAUCAAUGAACUAGACAAGACCUUGCACCACCAAAUAAGAAGCCACUUUCUGAAGAUGAGUAGAGGUAUAUAUCUUUAGUUCUCUUUGUUUUAUUUGAAUGUUUUGUGAUGAUUGCAUUCUCUAAAUCUCUUUGUGGUUACUGAUUAUGUGUUUUGGCCUUUUUUGUUUAAUAUGAACAGGAUGAGGUACUACUCUUUUGUCUUCUCCUAGACAUUUGUAAAUUUAGACUUGGAUUCCAUUGUUUACUUGAAACUCUAUAUACAAAUUCAUAAUACAAAGCACUUAUAUAGAAUAUUUUGGUAGUUGAAUUUUUAAAUAUCUUACAUUAGGCUUUGAAGGACAAUAUUUUUUUGAAUAUUUUCUAUUGUAGACAUUGUUCCCAGGUUAGAUAAUUGUUUACAUCGUUGCAGCAGGAAAAAGCACCCCAAUAAGACAUGUUUUUGGUGAACAUAUAUUUACAAAUAUAAGAUUAUAAUCAGUUUUGCUUGCCUGUGAUGUGUUUUGCUAAAACUAUAACCAAAAUUUUCAUUAUCAUCUCAAAUUGCUUGGGUUGUUGACAUUUCAUGUUGCAAUUGGGGAUUUAGAUAUAUUUUUCUUUUAGUAAUGACAGUGAUUGCAAGUAGAAGAUAGUUACUUGAAGUUUGUCUUAAGGCUUCUCUUAUUGGUAGUGUCUUAAGGUGGGAUGUCUUUGGUCUCAUAUAACUAAUUGAAAGUGUUUGCUUCAAAACUUAUGGCUACAUUAGCAUGUCUCAAGCCAUUUCAUUUCUCAGUAAUUUCAAGCUUGAACACUACAUAAAAAUCCCCUUAAGAUCAAUGUCUUACUGCGGGUAUAUUCUUUAUGACCAAUUUCAGUCCCUUCCUCAUCAAAAAGUUUUGCAGAGUUUAUAUAUUAGUUUAAUUAUAAUUGUUUAUUUACUGUGAUCCAAUAAAAAAAUAAGAAAGAAGAAAUGACACUCAUAAGGAAAAAUGUAUGCACAUAAGCUGAUAAAAAUUGUCGCAUAUGUGGGAGAUACUGUCAGUUCUGCAUUAUAUUGCCCAUAUAUAUAGUUCUACAUUCAAGAUAAGAAUAUACAUGCAAUAUAAUGCAGAACGAGGUCUAUUUGGUAAAUAUUAUGAUUGGUGUGAAUCAUUUAGUACAUAUCCCAUGACAAAUGAUCUCCUUCUUGCUCCCCUGUUUUUGAAUAGUGCUACAGGUUUGAUCAAAUUCAUUUAAAAAAUUUGUAGUCUGCUAUAAUUAUUUCAUAAUUGUAGCUGGCUUAUUAGCUAGCUUUCUUUUCCCCAUUUUUGUAUAGAAUGAUUCGUUUGUAAGUAAGUUAAAUGGCUGAAAAUACUUUCUUAAUAGAAUUUUAUCAUUUUGUAUUAAAGAAGUUUUCUUUGAGUGAUAAAUUGGGAUACCGUAACUGAUAUAGCUGUAUGCUUGAUAUUAUAUUUGUAAUAAAAUUUAAAUAUGGUUGGUAGGACAAAGGAUCUUCCAAAACCAGAAGAGAUAAUUGAGUAGGUGAAACGAAGAAUAGUUGUUGCAUCUCCGUUUGAAUAUAUUUUGAACUUUGAACUGAACUUAACAGCCUGAUCUUUUUGCUUUGCAUAUCAUGUCUUUGAUGAAUGAACUUAACACCCCUUUGGUUGAAAUACCACUAUCUUUUAUUCAUUUAUGAUGUAUAGGGAGCUACCUGAAUCUUACAUUGUUGCAGACUUUUCUGUAUUUUUGUGGUCAAACAAAAUUGAUUUUCUUACCUUGAAUAUUUAUGUCACCAUAAUCUUCUUCUACAUAGCGUUACAUGUAGGUAUAUAUGAUGAUAAAUGUAUUUUGUUUAUUGCAGGAUUUAUGAAUUUGCCUUGGCCUUUGUUUUCAUUUAUUUAUUUAUGUCGAUUUUAUACCGAUGGGGUUUGAAUUUGUUUUUAUCACUGUGCAUAUAUGAAAUCAUGUGGUGUUUUACCUGUGACUUAUAGCUGCUGUGUUUUCUGAUUUUUUUUUUAAUUUUGUUUUAAUUAGGUUCUCUUUGUGCUUCUCAUGAAUCGAUAAGAAAAAGUGAUGCUCAUAAAGUGGUAUGCCCCAUGCUCUCGGAAGGAAAGAUCCAAGAAUUGACAAAGCACAUGGCUGUCGGAGCUAAUGAGGUGUUGCCUAAACUAUGGAAAUUAACAAUGAAAUGUUGUCAUAUAUGCAUAUGGAGCCUGGCCUUCACCAUUUUGAAAACACAUCAUUCAAUGGAAGAUGGUGGUUGCAUUUGCAAAAAGGGCAGAUUUGACGAUGGCUAAUAGGGUGCAUAAGAUAUCAUCAAUAGUGGGUGGAAUGCUCUUCGUAGCUGACAAUUUAUACAUUCAUACUGCAUGGCAUCUUGCAACCGCAAUUGGUGUCAGUACCUGCAACAUGCUCCUUGAGCAGUGCUUUCGUAGCAACGCUAAGGAAAUUGACUUCAUUAAGGUCACACCAAAGACAACGACUAUGGCCUUGCUGAUGGAGAAAGCAAGUUUAUAUUGCACAAAGUGGAGGCAAUAGAUGAGGCUAACUAUGCAUACAACUACAGUGUUGUUGGUAGAAGGACCCAACAGAGGAUCCAUUGGAAAGCUGAGUGUGAAGUUCCACUCCAAAGGAGAUGCGAAGCCUGACGAGGAAGACAUGAAGAAGGGUAAG
Arachis ipaensis is the source of this 3199-nucleotide messenger RNA. RefSeq lists its product as uncharacterized. NCBI's taxonomy places the organism in Eukaryota, Viridiplantae, Streptophyta, Magnoliopsida, Fabales, Fabaceae. The record is from RefSeq and is a predicted model, not a curated record.